Messenger RNA from Trifolium pratense (red clover), 2462 nucleotides. RefSeq names its product probable inactive receptor-like protein kinase At3g56050. Bases 263 to 2227 code for a protein of 654 amino acids. Lineage: Eukaryota; Viridiplantae; Streptophyta; Magnoliopsida; Fabales; Fabaceae. The record is from RefSeq and is a predicted model, not a curated record. Gene Ontology annotation, biological process: protein phosphorylation. Gene Ontology annotation, molecular function: protein kinase activity; ATP binding. The transcript has 9 exons.
AUUUUUAAUAAUAAAAAAAUAUUCAUUUGUGGUGCACGCGUUUUCAAAUAUUACAUGUCUUUUGAGUCCUACCUCGUUCUUUGGUUGGUGUCUAACAAAGAACAUAGUUUCGUCACCGCUUAUUUUCAACAUUGUUUUCUCACAAUUUACCUUUUCGAUACUUUUCACAACCGAUUCACUUUCUUUUAAAAUCUGUGUCGUGUUUUUUUCAUCUGAGUUAGCUUCUAUACGCAACAACAACAACAACAACAACAAAAGAAAAAUGAGAAAGAGGAAAUUCAGCUGCUUUAAGGAUCAUAGAAGAGUUAUGUGGCUUGUGAUGUUUUGUUUUUUGUUACAGAGUUUUGGUUUGUGCUGUUCUUUGAAUGAUGAAGGUAAAGCACUUUUGAAGUUCAAGCAAGGAAUUUUGAGUGAUCCUUUUGAUGCUUUGUCAAAUUGGGUUGAUGAUGAAUUUGGUGUUGACCCUUGUAAUUGGUUUGGAGUUGAAUGUUCAGAUGGAAGAGUUGUGGUAUUGACGUUGAAAGACCUUUGUCUUGAAGGAAAUCUGGCGCAUGAGCUUGGGAGCCUUGUUCACAUAAAGUCGAUAGUUUUGCGGAAUAAUUCUUUUCACGGAAUCAUUCCCGAAGGAAUUGUACGCUUGAAGGAAUUGGAGGUUUUGGAUUUGGGAUACAACAACUUCAGCGGACCAUUACCUAAAGAUAUUGGGAGUAAUAUCUCAUUAUCAAUCCUUUUGCUGGACAACAAUGAUCUUCUUUGUGGUUUCUCGCAUGAAGUUAGUGAAUUGGUGAUGAUUUCUGAAUCUCAAGUAGAUGAAAACCAGCUAAUUAGUGGCGGAAAAUUGCCAGGUUGUACAGGAAGAUCUACCAAAUGGCACAAUCGCAAAAGUAAAAAAGGUCUUCGAAGGCUACUGCAAUCCGGUUCUCUUCCUCCUCCUAACCGGGUAGCUGAUCUUCCUCCUCCUUCUCCUUCUCCUUCUCCAUCUCCAUCUCCAUCUCCAUCUCCAUCUCCAUCUCCAUCCCCAUCCCCAUCUCCUUCACCUUCCCCGUCUGCCUCAAAAACACCACCAAUAGUGCCGAAGCCGGCUUCCCCCAGUCGAAAUGAUUCUGAUUCUCCUUCUGCCUUGCCUGCACCACAAUUGAAAAAGACCUCAUCAAAGAAUCACAUUCCUAUUGUGGCUGGAAUUGUGGGUGGUGCUGUAUUUAUUCUCAUUUCAAUCAUUGUCGUAUAUCUCUUCAAAACCAACAAGGUAGCGACCGUUAAACCAUGGGCUACAGGAUUAAGUGGACAGCUUCAGAAGGCAUUUGUGACAGGUGUGCCGAAGCUAAAAAGAUCAGAACUUGUAGCGGCAUGCGAAGAUUUUAGUAAUGUAAUUGGUACUUCACCCAUUGGUCAAGUGUUCAAAGGGACUCUAUCCAGCGGUGUCGAAAUAGCUGUGGCCUCUGUUACCACGACAUCAUUGAAAGAUUGGUCAAAGACUUCAGAAGUCCAAUUUCGUAAGAAGAUAGAUACAUUAUCAAAGAUGAACCACAAGAAUUUCGUAAAUCUUAUUGGAUAUUGCGAAGAAGACGAGCCUUUCACCAGAAUGGUGGUUUUUGAAUAUGCCCCAAAUGGAACACUCUUUGAGCAUUUACACAUAAAAGAAGCUGAGCAUUUGGAUUGGGGAACAAGACUUAGAGUUGCAAUUGGCACGGCUUACUGCCUGCAACAUAUGCACCAGUUGGAUCCUCCUUUCGCCCACAGCGACCUAAAUUCUUCAUCUGUCCAACUCACUGACGACUACGCUGCCAAAAUCUCGGACUUGAGUUUCUUGAGCGAAAUAACUUCAGAUGAUACAAAAGCUGCUGCUAAGAAACACAACGAGCCGACAUUAGCAAGUAACCUUUACAGCUUCGGCAUUAUAUUACUAGAAAUUGUAACAGGCCGUGUUCCUUAUUCGAUGGAUAAAGAUGGCACACUUGAAGAGUGGGCUUCACGCUAUCUACAAGGGAACCAGCCUCUCAAGGAAAUAGUAGAUCCAACACUAGCAUCCUUCCAAGAAGAACAAUUAGUACAAAUCGGUGCAUUGAUUAAAUCUUGUACCAAUGCUGAUCAAGAACAAAGACCAACAAUAAAACAAGUUUGUGAGAGAUUAAGAGAGAUAACAAAAAUAAGUCCCGAAGCAGCUGUUCCUAAACUUUCACCACUUUGGUGGGCAGAACUCGAGAUUGCUUCUUUUGAUGCCAGCUGAAAUCGCGAAAUGAGAUUGUAAGUACGGAGUUUGUAUCAUUCUCAUCCUUUUUUUUCGUCGGUGAUGGCGCUGAAAAGGUACUCACCUGUAAGUUGAUACAUCUUGUAUCUAUUAUAGGGGAGUGAAAAACUCACAUGUACAUAUAAAGGGAGAUAAAAAAACUAUUUUUUCGUGUGCUUCGUUUGAUUAUGGUUUAUGGAAUUGCACCAACAAAAGGGUGUCAAAUAUUAGUUAA